Messenger RNA from Callorhinchus milii (elephant shark), 492 nucleotides. Its product is annotated as gastrotropin-like. The record is from RefSeq and is a predicted model, not a curated record. The transcript has 4 exons. The coding region runs from base 170 to 403 and encodes 77 amino acids. NCBI's taxonomy places the organism in Eukaryota, Metazoa, Chordata, Chondrichthyes, Chimaeriformes, Callorhinchidae.
CAAUGGUGGAGCAGAUGGUCAUGUAGCAGAUCUGUGCCAGUUGAGCAAGGGUGCCGGGUAGAGGAGUGCGGUGUGAGCAGAACAGAGAGGUCUCUCAAAUGAAGACAUUGAGCAAACCAAGGCCAUUGGCUGGGUGACCGAUAUCAUCCAAGAAGGCGACCAUUUCAAAAUGAUCACCUCAUUAAGCAACAGGCAACACGUCAACGAGUUUACUCUGGGGAAAGAGGCAAUGAUUCAUACCUUCACUGGAAAAAAGUUCAAGGUAACGAUCCACGCUGAUGGACCCACUAAACUGAUUGGAAAAAUGCAACACAUAAGGACUGUCACCGAGCUGAAAGGGGACAAAUUGAUUAGCGUGUCUCAAAUGAAGACAUUGAGCAAACUAAGGCCAUUGGCUGGGUGACCGAUAUCAUCCAAAAAGGCGACCAUUUCAAAAUGAUGACCAGACUUAACAACAGACAACACGUCAACGAGUUUACUCUGGGGAAAGAG